Molecule: messenger RNA, 3610 nt
Organism: Manihot esculenta (cassava)
Lineage: Eukaryota; Viridiplantae; Streptophyta; Magnoliopsida; Malpighiales; Euphorbiaceae
Product: probable receptor-like protein kinase At1g30570
Exons: 1
Coding region: 789-3323 (844 amino acids)
Biological process (GO): protein autophosphorylation
Cellular component (GO): plasma membrane; plasmodesma
Molecular function (GO): ATP binding; transmembrane receptor protein tyrosine kinase activity
Source: RefSeq, a predicted model, not a curated record
CUCAAGAGGGUAGUUUUGUAAUGGCAGCCUCCAUAGAAUCCUUUCACUGCUCAUCAUCUUCCAGACAUCUGCAUGUGACCACCUCUCAAAUAAUGGAAUCCCAUCCAUCUCUCUCUUACCCUUCAAUCUCUUUUUUACUAUUUUGCAAAAUCUUGAGAUUUUUUUGGCUUAAACUUUACUAUAAUUUUAUGUCACAUUCUUGUCUCUUCUGUAAAGCUUACAACUAACAAUGCUAAGAUGAAUUGAACAUUCCCAAUCUGUUUUCAACUACAACCCAUGUUCUGCUUCUUGCUUAGAUAACCCCAUCUACCUCUCUCUCUCAAGAACUCAUCUCUCUUGAAUCUUUCUGGGUUUCAGCUUCACUGGCGAGAAAAUAAGUUUCUCAAUUGCAAACCCAUUUCUUGUAUUGUUGUUCUCUGUUCAGAUCUGCAAGUUAUUUGGGAAUUGUUGAUUUGAAGUGCAUGAGCGUUCUUGUUUUACAGCUUUCAUGCAUCUGAAGCUUGGAAUUCAUUGCGAAGAUGAGAUUCAUGAAGGUAACUUGAUGUUUCUGUUAGUAACUUGGAGACUUGUUGAUUCUGCAUUAUUGUAUACCAUUAUUAUACGAGGCUUGAUGAUUGAUUUCUUGGAGAUGAAGUAGUUUUACUGGGAAUUUCAUGCAUUUUAUAAGGCAAUCUUCGUUCUUGAAUGUUGAUUGAUUCUAGCUACCCAAUUAGAUUUUCCCAUUUUUAUCUCUUUAAGAAAUCUAUACAACAGAGGAGUCUUAUCUCGGUUCUUGAGGGAAAGUGGUAAUGGAGAAUAUUCAGAAGGGAGAGCUCUUGGGUCUUCUAUAUCUGGUGAUAAUGUUCAUAUCUACUAGCAGUGGAGAAGCUGAGUCAAAAUCUUUUUUUAUAAAUUGUGGGACAAAUGCCAGUGUUACUGUGGAUGAUAGGAGAUGGGUUGGAGACAUGGUUCCUAACAACAAUGUCACCCUUGUUUCUGACCCUGAGUCCACCACCGCCACCUCUAAUGCAAGUGCUGCUGCCCCCUUGGGGCCAUUAUAUGAAACUGCUCGGAUCUUCACCGGUGCUCUUAAUUUCACAUUUGAAGGAAUUCAAGGAAACUACUUUGUUAGACUCCAUUUCUGUCCUUUCCCUUCUGAUAAUUUUAAUGUAAAUGAAUCCUCGUUUUCUGUGAUGGCUAAUGGUCUGAAACUGGUGUCUGAGUUCAAUGUUCCAGGCGAGAUUUCACACAAGAAUUUGUACUUGCAGAGAUCCAAUAGCAAUUCAAGUUCUUUCUCUUUGGUUAGAGAGUACAUUCUAUUCUCUUUGGAUUUUCUUGUGCUUGAGUUUGUUCCAUCUAAAGGAUCAUUUGGGUUCAUAAACGCCAUAGAGAUCGUCUCUGUGGCGGAUAACCUUUUCGAAGACCCUGUCAGUAAAGUAGGUGGAAAUGUUGCGAAUCUCAAUUUGGGCGGACGGGGGAUUGAAACUAUGUAUAGGUUGAAUGUUGGAGGCCCUGAUAUCAAACCUAAUCAGGAUUCGGACUUUUGGAGGAUUUGGGAAUUGGAUUCCAGCUACAUGAUCACAGAAAAUGCUGGUGAUGAAAUCACUAGUAAUUCAAAUAUAACCUAUGCUUCUAUUAAUGGUUCCUCGGUGGCUCCUCUUCUUGUUUAUAAAACGGCAAGAACUAUGUCCAAAACUGAAGUCCUAGAGAAAAGGUUUAAUAUGUCAUGGAAAUUUGAAGUGCAUCCUGAUUUUGAUUAUUUAGUCCGGUUACAUUUCUGUGAACUGGAGUAUGACAAGGCAAACCAGAGGAUUUUCAGGAUCUAUGUUAACAACAGGACAGCUGCUGAUAAUUUUGAUAUUUAUGUGCGAGCAGGGGGAAAGAAUAAAGCAUAUCAUCAAGAUUAUUUUGAUGCAGUGUCCUCGAAUAUCAACACACUGUGGAUUCAACUGGGCCCUGACACUACAGCUGGUGGUUCAGGAACUGAUGCCUUGCUCAAUGGGCUGGAGAUUUUCAAGCUGAGUCGAAAUGGGAAUCUUGCCUAUGUUGACAAGUUUGAUUCAACUGGGAAUUCUACAAAAAAUUCAAACUCUUGGAUUCUUUGGCUGGUAAUUGGAGCAGGUGGUGUUUGUAUCCUCAUCCUUGCAAUUGCAUGUAUUCUUAUCUUUUUCUUCUGCAGAACUCGUAAAAAGGAAUUGAGUGACACCAAAGACAAUGCUCCUGGGUGGCGGCCACUUUUUCUGCAUGGAUCUAUUGCAAGUAGCAUAGGUCAUGCUAAGGGAGGACUUCAAAAUCCAAAUGGAUCUACUGCAUCCACUAGACUGGGCAAGCGGUUUACAUUCGCAGAGAUUCGUGCCGCAACAAAUAAUUUUGAUGAAAGUUUGGUGAUUGGAGUUGGAGGUUUUGGCAAAGUGUACAAAGGGGAGAUUGAAUGCGGAUCCCUUGCAGCAAUAAAGCGAGCAAACCCACAAUCGGAGCAAGGCCUGGCUGAAUUUGAAACAGAGAUUGAGAUGCUCUCGAAGCUCAGGCACAGGCAUUUAGUCUCCAUGAUUGGGUUCUGUGAAGAGCAGAAUGAGAUGAUCUUGGUUUAUGAAUACAUGGCAAAUGGGACACUUAGGAGUCAUCUUUUUGGAAGUAAUCUUCCUCCAUUAACUUGGAAGCAGAGGCUAGAAGCAUGCAUUGGCGCAGCACGAGGACUUCAUUACCUUCAUACAGGAGCAGAUCGGGGGAUAAUUCACAGGGAUGUUAAGACAACCAACAUACUACUUGAUGAAAAUUUUGUAGCAAAAAUGGCUGAUUUUGGAUUGUCAAAAACUGGUCCAGCUUGGGACCACACCCAUGUUAGCACAGCAGUGAAAGGAAGCUUUGGAUAUCUCGACCCUGAAUACUUUCGUCGACAGCAGUUGACUGAGAAAUCCGAUGUUUACUCAUUUGGGGUUGUAUUAUUUGAAGCUGUCUGUGCUAGAGCUGUAAUAAAUCCAACCUUGCCAAAAGAUCAGAUCAAUCUUGCGGAGUGGGCAAUGAGGUGGCAGCGGCAAAGAUCACUCGAAACCAUCAUUGACCCAAAUCUGAGUGGAACUUACUGCCCUGAGUCACUGAAAAAGUAUGGGGAAAUAGCAGAAAAAUGUCUUGCAGAUGAUGGGAAGAACCGGCCGACAAUGGGGGAAGUUCUGUGGCAUCUGGAAUAUGUUUUGCAACUGCACGAAGCAUGGAUGCGCGCAGGAGUUACGGAGAGCUCCAUAUCCUCAAGUAAUCAGGCACUGGAGGAUCCAGAAGAGGGAGUGCAAGGAAAGGAGCAGCAAACUUCCAAUGAAGGGACCAGUAAAGCUCAAAGUGAUGGGUGACAGAAUCUAAAGUGAUGAGUAUUGACAGAAAUCAGAUGCUACAAAGUGGUGUAUGAAUAGAUGUGGUCACUGUAUUGAUACGACAAUGUUCUGUUGUUGUUCUAUAUUCUUUUAUUUCGUUCUAUCUGUCUCUGAUUAAGCAUUGAGCAGGAACUCUACUGUGGUUAUAUAUAGCGAGGGAAGUAAAUCACUACAUAGUCAUGAUACUUUUUUUUCAAAAUGGUUGGUGUUGGGUUGUAAACUUUUUGUUCUUUACAUGAAAUGGAGGAACCUCCAUCUGUGCUCUA